Messenger RNA from Cydia fagiglandana, 2619 nucleotides. RefSeq lists its product as uncharacterized. Lineage: Eukaryota; Metazoa; Arthropoda; Insecta; Lepidoptera; Tortricidae. The transcript is spliced from 8 exons. The record is from RefSeq and is a predicted model, not a curated record. Bases 564 to 2483 code for a protein of 639 amino acids. Gene Ontology annotation, biological process: mitotic cell cycle.
GUAAACAAACAAGAUGAUGGCUGUCAUUCACGAUCCACAUUCCACAGAUAAAACACAGAUGACACGCGGUUUUCGAAUUAUUCGAACACAGUGUUGCUAACCCGCGAUUUUUCAAAUUUGCCGCCGUUUGCUACUGACAAGAUUUGCUUGACCCAGUAUAUAUUCUUUGAUAUACAUUCACCUUGCGCGAGUACGCAAGUCCAUUAAAGGGCAGUUUCAGAUUUUAUACAUGGCAACUAAAAUUGACAUUUUGAGUUUUUGACAUUUGACUGACAAGUUGAAACCAGUCAGCUUGUUUUGAUUGAGAUUGACUCUGAAAAGUCUAAAACAAAUCCUAAAACAUUUUGUUCUACUUGCUAGUCUUAUAUCAUUAAUUUGUUUUUACUCGAAUUGUGAAGUGCAUCAUUAAAUUACUAUGGAUCUGUAAAACUGCUUAUUUGCUAGUGUUUCUAUGUACGACUUUCUCAAUGUAAAUUUCCACUUUCAUGACUGAUUCGUUUUACUUACAAAGAACUAUAAAAUAACUUGUGUGUUUGUGGUUAAUAAGGUAAUAAAAUACCACAAUGAAUAAUAGAAGUGCAGCAGGACUGCGUCGUUCAGCCAUAGCGGCGCGUAUACGCAUAAGAGAAGAAUGGUCCGAGCUGAAAGGCCCCGAGGAGCCCACAAAACAACUCAAUCGAAUCCCUGAAAUAAUACGAAAACAACAGAAGCCAGUGACAAGCGCCAGCAAGCUCGUAGCCCAGAAAGUUAAACUCACAAAAAGCAAAAUCAAUCCUAAAGUUUUAAAGAAACGGAAUGAAAAUAUUCCAUAUUUACCAAUAUCAGACAGGAAUAUGGAUGUGAGUACGGAUGCGCUCGCAGGGGUGGUGGCGCUAGUUGAUGUGGGGACGGAGACUCGGGCACUGGCUCUUAGGGCGGCUCUGAUGGCGCUGGGAGCCACGGUUGUGCCGGCUUGGAGCCCCUUUGUGACGCAUCUUGUGUGGACUCAGAGUGGUUGCCGUGACACUCGCGCCAAAGCCCGCGCGUUGGCCUGUCGCCUGGUAUCACCGCUGUGGGUAGAGGCCUGUGCUUCUUGCGGACGUCGGGUCACCGAAUCUGCCUUUCCUGCUGCUGCGAGGCCUAGUGAUCUACCCUCUCCUAGAGCAUUAAGGAUUAUGCUGAAACGAGCCGAAGCAGAGAACAUCCCUCUAGCAGACCUACUCAACAAGGAACCAAACCCCAAAGAGCAAAGACUAAGGAUAUCCAGUGAAACGGAGCACGACACUACAGCAGACACGUCUACUGAUCGCGACACGUCCACCGACAAGGACACGUCUACUGAUCGCGACACGUCCACCGACAAGGACACGUCGCAUGAACGCUCCAAGGACAGCACAGACCCGACGAUCCGUGUGAACACGUUGCCCCGCGGCGGGGCAGCCAAGAUGGCGGCCGAGACGCCGGCGCAGCCGCCCAGGUCAAGGCGGAAACUGUUCACGCACAAGGAGGCGCAGGACCUUACUGAUGAUGACGAGGACACCCCCGCCGCCCCAAAGCGCACCCCGUCCAAGCUAACCGUGCGCGAGCGCAAGGACCUCGCCCGCGCCGAGCGCAUGGCGCGGCGCAUGCUCGGCAACACCACACACACGCCUGCUAAAACCAUCACUCAGCAGAUAUUGUCUCAGACCGAGGCUCCAAGAAUUGUACUGACAGGAAUGUCACGCACCGAGCGUCAAGCCAUACAAACCGCCAUCAAAUCCCUCAACGGACGAGUCCAGAAACAAGUCAACCCGCGCACCACCCACGUCGUACUAGGUUCCUGCAUCUCCGACCGAAACGACCACACCGGCAUACAACCUCUGGACCAAAGUCAUUGUUCCAAAACAACAAAUACUAGGUGUCAAAUACCAAGUAUAAAUACUAGGUCAGAAAUACCUAGUACAAAUACUAGGUCAGAAAUACCAAAUACAAAUACUAGGUCAGAAAUACCAAGUACUAAUAGGUAUGGAAUACCGAGUAUGACUCAGAGGUGCGGGGUGGAAAAGGCGCGUACUUUGAAUGCGUUACUAGGGGCGGGGAGGGGGUGUAGGGUGCUGUACUCGCAAUGGGUGACGGAUUCGGUGGGGGUGAAGAAAUGGCUGCACCAUCAUGGGUACGAGGUGUCGCAUCUGAGGAAGAUUUCACAGAAAGCCCGCGUGGAACGCUCCGCGCUCGGACGAACAUGUUCCGACUACGCUUACGACGUUUUCCGAGGCAUGCGAGUCCGUGUAUCCCCCCACACUGAACAAAAAGACGCAGCCAUACAACUGUUAACACUCUGUGGUGGUGUUGUACAAGAUGGCGCCGGUUUACAAGAUGGCGGAACGCAAACAGCUGACUUCGACGUUUGUGUGGGGAAUGGGGAGGGCGAAGUGAGCUCCAAAUGGGUGUUUGAUAGUGUAGCGGCCGGUAGAAUGAGGACUACUAGGAGAUAUGUGAAUCUCGGUGUCGAAAAUGCGAGAUAAAGAAGUUAAGUUGCGGGUGGUUGCGGUUUUUGUGUGUUAGUUCUAUGUAACAAAGUUAUAAAUGAUAAAAAUGUUCAUGUUAUGAUGUCUGACGAGGCAUUCGAACGAAUCCGUAUGUGAUAUUGAAUAAAAAGAC